Molecule: messenger RNA, 3075 nt
Organism: Formica exsecta
Lineage: Eukaryota; Metazoa; Arthropoda; Insecta; Hymenoptera; Formicidae
Gene: IntS4
Product: integrator complex subunit 4
Exons: 7
Coding region: 185-2938 (917 amino acids)
Biological process (GO): snRNA processing
Cellular component (GO): integrator complex
Source: RefSeq, a predicted model, not a curated record
UCUAUAUUUAGAAAUAUAUAUAUUAUCACGCAUAUAUAAGUACAUAUAUGAUAGUGUGCCUGCAGUCAUCUGUAAUAUAUAUAUGAUUAUUGCAUAAAAAAUGUUAAAAUAUUAUUUUUGAUAACUAAAUUGAUUCCAAAAAAAAAGUACGUAAAUUUAUAAUGGAAUAAGGUAUUUAUUAAUAAUGGCAGCUCUAAUGAAGAAACGAGUGUUAGCUGAAUUCACUCAGAGCCAGGUUAUAAAUGAACCUCCAACUAAACGGUUAAAAACUCUAAGGCUAUUGUCAACAAGUGGUACAAAGAACACUACCGAAGGCAGUUCAGCAUUAGCUUAUAUAGAGUGUCUUGAGAAAUGUAAGAGUGGAAAUGAUGCAUUACAAUUGCUUGUUCGUAUCUCGGAUUCUAUAACAUAUAUAGCACCUGAGGAUGUUCCUAUAGCUAUAAAAAAGCUAACAGAAAGAUUUAUUGUUGAGAAUGAAGCUGCAGUUCGAGCUAAGAUUUUUUGGGUGUUUGCUGAAUUAGGAGAAGUGACACCAGAUACAGUGGAAAAAGCAAAAAUUGUAAAUGAAACAGCUGAACUUUUAAGAAAUGAGGAAUCACAUAGAGUAAAGAGUCAGGGAUUAGCAACACUAUUAAAAUUGGGAGAUUAUCAAAGAGCACUUGUAUUGAAAAUUGCACAGGAUCAUUUGCCUGAUACAUGGCAUGGCGUUCAAACACGAUGUCUUUCCAUCAUUGGACGUUAUCUAACAGCGAACGCUGCUGAUGAUAUUUUAACAUUAAUUGGCAAUUAUGCUCGUUCUCAAGAUCCAAGAGUUCGUGCUCAAGCUUUUGAAACCAUGGCAGAAUUGCAUUCUCACAGAGGUUGUAGACUUCCGGCAAGUUUCUUUAGGGAAGCAUGUGCAGCUCUUCGGGAUGAUUAUGAAAUUGUACGCAGAGUUGUUUUGAAACUUAUCUGGCUUUUGGGCAAGGAAUAUCCAGAAAAUAUUGUUGUUGGAUCUGAUGGAGAAGAUAUACGUAUGGUGGAUUGUGCUUUUUCGCAAAUUUGUAGUCUCAUGGGUGAUUUAUCACCUCGUGUGAGAGCUUCAGCAAUGUCCCUUUUAGGAACAAUGAAAAGUGUAUCGCGUCGUUACAUAGAACAAGCACUAGAUAAAAAACAAAAAAUAGUCGAAACAGAUAGAUCUGAAGUUGAAGAAAAAAGUGGAUCUUGUGGGGCAUUUAUUCAUGGUUUAGAAGAUGAAUUUUUAGAGGUAAGAACUGCAGCGGUUGAAGCACUCUGCACGCUUUCAUUAGAACAGCCGAGUAUAGCAAGAGUUUCAUUAGACUUUAUGGUGGAUAUGUUCAAUGAUGAAAUUCAAGACGUUAGAUUAAGAGCUAUCGAAUCUUUAAGGAAAAUGUCGACAAGCGUGACUCUACGAGAAGAUCAAUUGGAAACAAUUUUAGGCGCGUUGGAAGAUUUCUCGGGAGAAGUGAGAGAAGGUCUGCACGCUAUGCUAGCCGCGAGUCACCUCGCCACCACAAAUUGUCUUUAUAUGUGUGUUAAUCGUUUGCUGGACAAUUUGACUCGUUAUCCUCAAGAUAGAGAAAGCAUUAGGAGUUGUUUGGCAGCAUUAGGCGCGUCACAUCCAUACUUAACGUUGCCUCUAGUACCGCAACUUCUCGGCCGACAUCCUUUCUUCGACACACCCGAACCAGAUGUGGAUGAACCGUCCUAUGCAAGUGUGCUCGUUUUAAUAUUCAAUGCCGCGUUACAUUGUCCAAGUAUGCACGCCCUAUUUACAGAACAUGCUUCCAAGCAUUAUCACUAUUUGCGCGAUACUAUGCCGCAUCUAGUUCCACGAUUACGGCCAGCACUUACGAGCGGAUCAGGGAUUAAAAUGGAAGAUAUGGAUAACGAGGAGAAUAUAGAUCAACGUGGUCGAGAGUUUUUGGAGAAAAUGGUAGCUGGAAUUGAGAAUGCCAGACCAGGAGGCAGAGUUCACACACAGCUUUUGGAAGCUGCGGCAAUUGAUCUUGAUCGCUUAGCAGAAAUGGAUCAUCACAUGGAAGGUGCAGCACGUUUCACUGCACUAUACAUUCGAUGUCUGCUAUUAUUAAAAUCCAUUCUCAAAGAGUUUUCUGUUUCAUCGGGGACGUCUAUCUCGGCUAAUCCAAUACCGAAUACUAGCAACAACAUUUCCGUUCUUCUUCAACACGCGCAAAAAUUACAACGUUUAUUUAGUGGAUUGGGCGAAACUGAAAUUAUAUUGGCUAAUGAUAUGUGGUUGAAAGCACUCUCUAUAGAAUUAGUUAGGGUGACCAAGAGCGCGACCGGUAGCGCGUUACCACUGGCUCGUCAUUUUCUAUCAGAAGCUGACGCUUUGCCUCAAGAUACGUCGAGACUACCACUGUUUUCCAAAGCUCUGGUUUUACAGAUCCCUAGUCUAGCCGACGUAAAGCCAGGUUCCUUGACGCGGCUCUUGCUACCAUUGCUCUUGACGCCGAUGGCGCAAGGAGAUGAAAGAUUGCCAAGACCAUCGGCAACAACGCGCUUUUGUCGAGCGCAUAUCGAGGAACCAAGGGGCGACGCCGAUGCCGCGCUAAAAUUCACAGGCGGUCUCUUAUUGGGAAUUCCUCUGAAUGCAAAGAUAUUGAAUCUACGCGAUCCGGCUACGCUGCGAAUAAAGCUGAGACACCCGGAUCAACAAGUGCAAUUAUUGUUACCGCGGCAGUCGGAUUUGCGUAUGCAGCAUUCCGAUCAGAAAGAUUACAGAUUAAGGACGACAGUUCUUUUAUCACAUCAAGUAUGGAUGGAGCCUUGUAAUGUAGAAAUCUCCCUAGCACUACUGGUACCAUCGUCUUCGAUUUGUACACAUCCGCCUUUAGAUGAUCCAUGCGUGAUUGAUCUAUGUAAACCUACUAAGGUAUCAAUUGCACCGAAAGCCAUCAAAAGAGGCAUAUGAUUACAUCAUUAUUACAAUAAUCAUCUGUAUACUUCUCUUUUCGAUAGUUUAUUUUGUACAUGUCUUUAUAGAUUAAAAUUUAAUAUUUUACUGUUUUUCACUUGAGUGGGAAAUAGCAAUAAAAAGUAUAAGAUUAU